AGCCGAGUUGGGGGGGAAAAAUGGCGGCGGCGGUGGCGGCGGCAGUGGCGGCGGGGGUCCGCGGCCGCUCGGGGCUGUGGCCUGCCCCGGGGCCCAGCUGGCUCCUCGGCCUCUCCGUCUUCCUGGGCGUCGCGGCUCGCGGCGCCUCGGCCACCACCCACUGGAUCGUGACGGAGGACGGCAAGAUCCAGCAGCAGGUGGAUUCACCAAUGAACCUGAAGCAUCCCCAUGACUUGGUCAUAUUAAUGAGACAAGAAACAACAGUUAACUACCUCAGAGAACUAGAGAAGCAAUUGGUAGCUCAAAAAAUUCACAUAGAAGAAAAUGAAGACAGAGAUACAGGCCUGGAGCAAAGGCAUAAUAAAGAAGAUCCAGACUGCAUAAAAGCCAAGGUGCCCCUUGGGGAUCUGGACCUGUAUGAUGGCACAUAUAUCACCUUGGAGAGCAAAGAUGUCAGCCCCGAAGACUAUAUAGACACAGAGUCUCCUGUUCCUCCAGAUCUUAAGAAACCAGAUUGUACAAAAAUUCUAGAGCUUCCAUACAGCAUCCAUGCUUUUCAGCACUUACGAGGUGUACAAGAAAGAGUUAAUCUUUCUGCCCCUCUCCUGCCUAAAGAGGAUCCAAUCUUCACUUACUUAUCCAGACGAUUGGGAAGGAGUAUAGAAGACAUAGGUCACCGCAUCCAUGAAGGGCUAAUGAAGAACUCUUCUUCCUGGGUACUGUAUAACCUGGCCUCAUUUUACUGGCGAAUAAAGAACGUGCCCUAUCAGGUAGUGGAAUGUGCGAUGCGAGCGCUCCACUUUUCUUCCAGGCACAAUAAAGAUGUUGCUUUGGUGAACCUGGCAAAUGUUUUACAUAGGGCCCACUUCUCUGCGGACGCUGCUAUUGUGGUGCAUGCAGCUCUGGACGAGAGCGACUUCUUUACCAGCUAUUACACUUUGGGCAAUAUCUAUGCAAUGCUUGGGGAAUACAACCACUCUGUGCUCUGUUACGAUCAUGCUUUGCAGGCCAAACCUGGGUUCGAACAAGCUAUAAAGAGGAAGCACGCUGUCCUAUGUCAACAGAAACUUGAGCAGAAAUUGGAGGCUCAGCAUAGAUCUCUCCAGCGCACCUUGAAUGAGCUCAAAGAGUACCAGAAGCAACAUGACCACUACCUGAGGCAGCAAGAAAUCCUAGAGAAGCACAAGCUGAUUCAGGAAGAGCAAAUCUUAAGGAACAUCAUCCAUGAGACUCAGAUAGCAAAAGAAGCCCAGUUAGGGAAUCAUCAGAUAUGUCGUCUGGGCAACCAGCAGCAUAGCUUACAUUGCCAGUGGGACCAACCUGUCCGCUACCAUCGUGGAGAUAUCUUUGAAAAUGUAGACUCUGUUCAGUUUGGUGAAGAUUCGUCAACUUCCAGCAUGAUGUCUGUGAAUUUAGAUCUUCAUGAAAAUCAGAGUGAACUCAGCCAUUCCUCCAAGUCUUCCCCUGUGCCCCAUUCUGUUCUCUGGGUUUGGGGCAUGGAAUCAGAUGCAUAUAGGGACAAGCAGCAUAUUCUGUGGCCCAAAAGAACAGACUGUGCAGAAAGUUACCCCGCAGUCCCUCCUGGUGAUGAACUGCCAACAUAUUUCUUGCCUCCAGAAAACCGAGGACUCAGGACUCAUUCAGCGCUGGAUAUAGGCCUUUUGGGAGGAGAGGUCCAUUCCCCAGACUGCUCCUCUGCCACUGGCCUCCGGAACAGCCGGACUCCGUAUCUUGAAUUCAAAGAACUAGACCGUCAUCUGGAUCUGAAAUUCAAGAUGCCAGAUGACUACGCACGACAAAUUUUGCUUUCCCGUAUUAAUAACUAUACUAUCACAGAGGAAGAAAUAGGAACACUCUUAUUUCACGCCAUCAAUAAGCCAAAUGAGCCUUUGUGGUUCAUGUUCAAUGAAGCUGGACUCUACUGGCGAGCCCUGGGGAAUAGCACAUUUGCCAUCGCCUGCUUGCAGAGAGCUCUGGAUUUGGCUCCACCUCAGCACCAAGACAUUCCCCUUGUGAACCUAGCCAACCUCUUGAUGCACUAUGGCCUUCACCAUGAAGCCAGCAAGCUGCUCAUCCAGGCCCUGGCAAUCAAUAGCUCUGAGCCCCUGACCUUUCUGAGCCUAGGAAAUGCCUAUCUUGCUCUGAAGAACAUCAGCGGAGCGAUUCAGGCCUUUCGGCAGGCUCUGAACGUGACGGCCAGGUGCCUGGAGUGUGAAGGCAGCCUGAAACUGGUCCGCUGCAUGCAGUUUUACCCGUUUCUGUACGCCACCCCCUCAUCUGCGUGCAGUGGUACGGUGGUUGCAGAAAGCAAUGGCUCUGAUGGGUUGGAGAGUUUGAGUGAUGCCCAGAUGUCAGAAGAGAUGUUGGCUCUGGUGGAUGAAUUUGAAAAUGCAUGGCCUCUGGAAGCCUUUGAAGGGGCGCUAGAGGUCAAAGGGCGACGAAUGGACUUGCAGGGGAUACGGGUACUGAAGAAAGGCCUUCAGGAUGGAGUAGCCAGCUCUUCCUGCUUUGGCGACUGUGGAGAUGAUGACGACGACGAGACAGAGUGGAUCACAUUCCAGGUCAAACGUUUAAAGAAACCCAAAGUAGAAAGCUCGGACGCUCAGGAACCUCCUGGGAAAAACAAUGAGGAACAGAUUCAGGCGGAAAAUGAGCACCAUUUUCAAAAGACUCUGGAAAUUAGUGGCCCCAAGAUACCAGCCCCUGGACCACAAGGCAAAAAGCAUGAUUACGAAAGCCUGGGCUGGCCAAGCCCUGAUGAGUGUGUAAAGCUCCGUCGGGUGGAACUCACCACUGUGGCUAGCACCUGGCUCGCUGUCUCAGCCAAAAACAUUGACAUCACAGAGCACAUAGACUUUGCCACUCAGCUGCAGGAGCCAGCCAUGGAGCCCCUCUGCAAUAGCAACCUCCCCGCCAGCAUGCACACCUUGGACCACCUGCACGGGGUGGCCAACCGAGCCAGCCUGCACUAUACGGGCGAGAGCCAGCUAAAAGAGGUACUACAGAAUCUUGGCAAAGACAAGUACCCCCAGCAGUCAUUUGAACAAAUUGGCACUCGGAUUGCCAAAGUUUUGGAAAAGAACCAGACCUCCUGGGUCCUCUCCAGCAUGGCAGCCCUGUACUGGAGAGUCAAAGGACAAGGGAAGAAGGCCAUCGAUUGUCUGAGGCAGGCCCUCCAUUAUGCCCCACAUCAUAUGAAAGAUGUGCCCCUGAUCAGCUUGGCCAACAUCUUGCACAAUGCCCGGCUCUGGCAGGAUGCCAUUGUGGUAGCCACCAUGGCCGUAGAGAUCGCACCGCACUUUGUCGUGAACCAUUUUACCCUCGCCAACGUCUACGUGGCCAUGGAGGAGUUUGAAAAGGCCAUGAUGUGGUAUGAGUCAACACUAAAACUGCAGCCUGAGUUUGCACCCGCCAAGAAUCGAAUCCGGACCAUCCAGUGUCAUUUACUUAUGAAAAAAGAGCGACGUUCUCCUUAAUCCUCCUCUUCUCCGUCCCCCUCUCUCACUCUCUUCUCUCUCUUCCUCAUGCUCUUCUUUUUUUAAAGAAAGAAACCAAUCAUUGUCCAGUAUCUACUCUUAAUGAGGUGCGUGAUGAUAAGCUGGGGGAUUAAGACAGGGGGUUUGGUUUGGUUCUUUUGGUUCCUUUCCCUACUCCCACCCCCUCACCUCCCUGCCUUCCUCUCAGAAAGAAGCAUCUUUGGAAACAGUUGUUCCAAACAGAAAAUGUAGCUUAAGAAAACUCUGUAAAUAACUGAGCUGAGAAACUUCCGGAGAUAUCACAUCCCUAAACACCUUUCGGGUUUUCUCAGUGGUCCGACCAGCUCCCCCCUUAAAGAGGGCGGUGGGACGGUCCUGACAAUUUUCUGCUUCCUAAUGUAGCAUCUGUUGGUGGAAAUGCCAAAACCCAUCCCUACACCAGAUAACAAGAAGCCAUGUCCAGCUGUCCAUCCAUUGGAAACUCAUGCUUUUACCCAGUCUUGUCCAAUUCAUGCUGCUGUGUUACAAGCCCAGAGGUAGUUUGCAGGGGGGGGCCGGGGCGGGCGGGGGGAAAGUGAUUUAAAAAACAAAAUCUAUGAAAAGAAAAAAAAACCUUAGGAACAUCCAACCUUUUGUAAUGUUAUUUAUGUUGGGGGGUGGGGUGGGAGGGAGGGACUGAGACAAGGAAGAUCAGCGAUGUACAACAUCUGAACCAUUUGUAUUUUGAUCACGAAACACAGGGAAGCCAAUAAGUUGAAAUCUUACAUAGGAGGUGUUUAUACAUAUGUGUGUGUGUAAAUAUACAUAUAUGUACACACAUAUAUACAUAGAGAUGUACAUCUACGGCUAUGUAUAUAUGUGUGCAUAUAUGUAUAUUUGCAGACCUGAGUCUCUGUUUUACUGAUUUUUUUGUUCACUGUAUUACCCAUCUCGGAAAAGGGUACAAGUGUAAAAUCCCUCUCUCUGAGGCCUUCUGACUUAAUGCUACUCCAGGUGAGCUGCCUAGAACUGUUCAAAUCUAAAUUGAGCUUUUCCCUUUGAUCUGGAGAGAACCAGAGCCUCCAGAACAUGUGAGAUCUACAAGGGCACAUACUGAGAACAAAAAUAAAAGCUGUUUAUGAGCAAAAUA
Messenger RNA from Trichosurus vulpecula (common brushtail), 4605 nucleotides. RefSeq names its product tetratricopeptide repeat domain 17 (gene TTC17). Gene Ontology annotation, biological process: cilium organization; actin filament polymerization. The transcript is spliced from 24 exons. Gene Ontology annotation, cellular component: cytoplasm; actin cytoskeleton. The record is from RefSeq and is a predicted model, not a curated record. The coding region runs from base 21 to 3476 and encodes 1151 amino acids. Gene Ontology annotation, molecular function: protein binding. NCBI's taxonomy places the organism in Eukaryota, Metazoa, Chordata, Mammalia, Diprotodontia, Phalangeridae.